AUGCCACAGGCUGCAGACAUGAUUAACAUGGCCUUCCUGACCGACUCGGAGCGGGAGCUGAUCCUGGAGGUGUUGCGGAGGGACGAGGAGCUGAGGCAGGCCGAGGAGCAGCGUGUCCGGUGAGAACUCACCUCCCCGGCUGCAUCUCAAUAGUCCUAAAGUGGCUUCCUCCUCCCCUUGUCUCAUUUCCUUUUUCUGCACAGAUCUGAAAAAACAGGACAGGUGAAAGCAAUACAGUGGAUGCUGGUGGGAAUUUAGCAUUCACCUCAUCAGCUCAGAAUUUCACAUCAGUGCAGAUGAAGGAGGAAGUCACUUUCAACUUUCAGUUAGGCAAAGGUUUCAACACAGAUGCCAACAGGCGAGAGUCUAACCAACGUCUUACUUUCCAUGUGUUGUUUCAGCAAGCUGAAGACUGAGCUGCUGGACAUAAAGAGGAAGGGGGCCAAGCGCAGCAGUGGGAGGUACAGUGAGCGCAGCUGCGGCCGCUGCCAGGAACCACUGGGUCGACUGUCUGCCAGCUCCAGCCAGUGUAGGGCAUGUAAACACCAAGUGUGCCGCAACUGCCGCGCAGUGCGCCCCAAUGGAUCCUGGGUGUGCAGUGUGUGUGCCAAAGAGGCGUAAGAGUCCCAUUUCUCUGUACUGUAUGUUACCCCACCCUGUCCUUUAGCAUGGCCAGGAUCCCUGUGUUUGCUGUAUCUAUAUGCAAAGCGUGAUAUCAUUAUGUUUCAAAGCCUCUCGCUGUAGAACGCCCACGAGGAGAGGAUAAUGAUUUAAGCGGGUUUACAUGGUGUGAAUCCGCCAUGCACGCUAUGCAUAUCUGUUGCAUUCUAAACUUGUGUGGAAUUCUUAGUUCAUUUUUUUUCUCUAUUUUGACAACAGCACAGUGUUUUUGCAAUGUCAGCGUGUUACUCUUUGGGUUUGGUCCAUAUAUUUGAUCCAUGAUGUUUUAACGUGGUGGUAACAACGUGUGAUGUUAUUUUCUCCAGUGAUCUAAAGAAGUACACUGGAGACUGGUUUUAUGACCAGCGAGUGAACCGCUUCUCCACCACCCCUGGACACGACAUAGUGAGAACUUCCCUCAAAAAGAGGCCCCCAUGUGAGUCCAGGAAAGUGAUGUGGGCCCUGCUCUGUUCAAUGGGAAACUUAAAAACUCUCACUUCUGGUGCAGAAUGGAAUGUCAACGUUGUGACAGCAUAGGAAUUUGUCCUAAUUCCUCUACUCAAUUUCGAAAUUGAUACUUGGGAAGCUCCAUUAUUGCAUAGCUUUUGUUCAUGUACUUUUUGAAUUGCACUUCCUACAAAUGACAUCAAAAGUAAAAGUAAUUUAUUCCUUAUCUGAAUGAAUGAAGCCACUGACAGCAUGUUACCAGUUGUCUGUCAUGCUAAAGCUCGGUGUUCUGUUCUAGUGAGGAAGAGGGAGACCAUUGGAGAGCACCUUUUGAAGAAUACAGAGUUGAAACCCGGCCAGCCGACCAUCCCUGUUCCCCGACCCAGACUGAUGGACCUAGCGGCCUCCAACAAGGAGUGAGUCCUCUUUAUAUCUGGGGGGACAACACAGGCUUCACGGUCAUUAGUGUUACUGUAAUAUGUGGAUGAAGUUUCAACUCAAUAGAACUUUGACACUCAUUGUUAUUUUGACAGUCUGCCAGACAAAGUUUUAGAAGAACCAGUGGCAGUUGAGAUGAAGAAGAAGCAACAGCACCAGCGCAGUGACACUGAGUCUGCAGAGAAAGCCAGCCUAAACACUGUCAGGACAGAGACGGAGUCCUGUCUUGGGACUCCUUUCUUACCAAUGUAAGUCUACAUCCCAAAAAAUAGGCCUAUAGCAUUAGCGCUACAUGCUAACAAGACUGCUAUUGGGAUGCCUCCUCAUUAUGAAUGGUGUUUAUGAUCCAGGAAGAAGAGCACAGGUCGGUCCAGUCCAGCAGGUUCCAGUGUGUCCAGUAUUUCAGUCAAAGUAGAAAGCGGCAGGAUCCACAGCUCCAACUUAGACACGGUGAGUUUACCCAUCAAUCAGGUGUUGGGGUUAAUUACAUUUCAGCACAGUCAAAUUGGGAAGUGAAAAGUCCACAUGGAAAAAAUUGAAUUGACCCUAACCCUGUCAUCAGUAUCAGUCCUCAUGUCUCCAGCCAAUACAUAUUAUAUUGUCAUACCUGACUGUAAUCCUGGUCUCUUUCCAUAGACCUCCGUAGUGAAUCGUCGUAGUGUAAGUCCCUGCACAGGGUCUGUCUCUUUGGAAGACGACGGGCUGUUCAAGAAGAGUGUCAGACAAGUUCAGAAACCCUCCGGUGAGACUCUUGUGUGUCGGUCAUCUCAGUAGUUCUGACUCACAAGCUAUAAUUAAAUACUGUUUGUUUUAAGGGCUUCAGGCCUGCUUGAGUAAAUGAAGGCAUGCUCAUUUAAUGUCUUCAUGGGUUUCACUCAGAAUUCACAUCUGUGCUGGACCUGCGUAAGGAAGCAUCGGAGGGCUCUAUGGGUGACAGAAGCAAGUCUGUGCCUGGCCUCAAUGUGCCGGUGAGCAGUAGCCCACUUCCUCAUAACACACUGAGGCAUAAUGCUUCACUAUACUAUAAAAUACUUGAUGAGAAAUGCAGUUGCGUUUUGCAUGAUUUAAAAUGGUUUGUUGUCAUUGCAGGAUGACGAGGAGGAUGAUGAGGAUAUUGAUAACUUGGUGAGCAUCCAUAGAAAGACGGUGGGCUCAAGUACCUCAAAUCUUCGCGGCUCCAAGGUAAAUCAUGCGAUUCUCACUUAUCCUAUCUUCAUAGGUUCUAGUUAGUGUGUGAUGCUAUUUUUAGUCCCUCAAGAUAUUUUUCGAAGCAGUAUUGAUCAAGUCAACCACACAACUUUUUUAGACAAUUCAGGAUAUCCUGGUUUGUAUGUUGAGCUCUGUGUGAGCUGAUGCCUAAUUAAGUUACCAUGGCAACAAAGGCUCAAGCUCAAAAUUGCUUCAGGGCAGGAAACUUUGACUAUGACCUGACUUUCAUUGUUACAGUUUCGGCCUCGUUUGUGUGCUUUUCAGGAACAAGUUUGUUUCUUAAUUGGAUACUCUACUUUUACCUUUUUCGUCCAGGUUGUAGAAUUGUAUCCAAUAUCAAUGCAGUUGAACUAACUACUAACAGCUACUUGGUGAAUUGUGUAUGUGUGUGUCCACCGCAGAGUACACUUGGCAGUCUGAUGAGUAUUUACAGUGAGGCAGGAGAUUAUGACAGCGUGGAGGUGAGCGGGGACAUCGUGUUCUCUCUCAGCUACGAUGACACCACCCAUAGCCUGGCCGUCCUCGUCAAGGAGUGUCACUCGCUGGCCCACGGGGAUGCCACACGCCAGCGUUCCAACCCGUGAGUGUCCUCUCGGGACUAGGGUCUAAUAGUUGUCUCAGUAGGAAAUUAUGGGUGCAUCUCAAUAGUGUAAAGAGGCUUCUUCCUUUUGUUUCCUCCUUCAUAUCCCCCCCAUCUGAAAACACAGGAUGGAUGAAAGUAAUGGUGGACGCCUAUCUGGAAUUGUAUUUCAACUAAGCUGUUUUACACUAUUCAGAUGCAUUAUAUAAUGUCAUUGCCAACAGUGAGAGUACCCCCCCCCCCCCCCCCACACACACACUACUUCAAGUGAGACAAACACUCUACCGUGGGUUUCAAUAAAUCCUGUCAUCUUUUCAUGAUGACAGUAGAUGAGAAGAGCUGUAGAAAAUGAUUCCCAGUAAUCCUGUUGUUUAUUCUAGACACACACUUCAGUGUUAUUACAGUAUGACAUAACGUAGAUCUUAGAUAAGACCCCGUCCUGUUUACAAAAUGUUUGAUAUACCCAGAGGUCAUUAUCAGAGUUCCAAAGGGAAGAUUUUACAUUUAAUUCAACAGAAGAAAAAUAAUAAUUUGUAUUCUGGAAAUGUAGGCACACAUUUUUUGUAGUCAAAAUGGUUUAUUGGUCUUGAAGGUAGGGCUACAGUGGGGGAAAAAAGUAUUUAGUCAGCCACCAAUUGUGCAAGUUCUCCCACUUAAAAAGAUGAGAGGCCUGUAAUUUUCAUCAUAGGUACACGUCAACUAUGACAGACAAAUUGAGAAACAAAAUCCAGAAAAUCACAUUGUAGGAUUUUUAUUGAAUUUAUUUGCAAAUUAUGGUGGAAAAUAAGUAUUUGGUCACCUACAAACAAGCAAGAUUUCUGGCUCUCACAGACCUGUAACUUCUUCUUUAAGAGGCUCCUCUGUCCUCCACUCGUUACCUGUAUUAAUGGCACCUGUUUGAACUUGUUAUCAGUAUAAAAGACACCUGUCCACAACCUCAAACAGUCACACUCCAAACUCCACUAUGGCCAAGACCAAAGAGCUGUCAAAGGACACCAGAAACAAAAUUGUAGACCUGCACCAUGCUGGGAAGACUGAAUCUGCAAUAGGUAAGCAGCUUGGUUUGAAGAAAUCAACUGUGGGAACAAUUAUUAGGAAAUGGAAGACAUACAAGACCACUGAUAAUCUCCCUCAAUCUGGGGCUCCACGCAAGAUCUCACCCCGUGGGGUCAAAAUGAUCACAAGAACGGUGAGCAAAAAUCCCAGAACCACACGGGGGGACCUAGUGAAUGACCUGCAGAGAGCUGGGACCAAAGUAACAAAGCCUACCAUCAGUAACACACUACGCCGCCAGGGACUCAAAUUUUGCAGUGGCAGACGUGUCCCCCUGCUUAAGCCAGUACAUGUCCAGGCCCGUCUGAAGUUUGCUAGAGUGCAUUUGGAUGAUCCAGAAGAGGAUUGGGAGAAUGUCAUAUGGUCAGAUGAAACCAAAAUAUAACUUUUUGGUAAAAACUCAACUUGUCUUGUUUGGAGGACAAAGAAUGCUGAGUUGCAUCCAAAGAACACCAUACCUACUGUGAAGCAUGGGGGUGGAAACAUCAUGCUUUGGGGCUGUUUUUCUGCAAAGUGACCAGGACGACUGAUCCGUGUAAAGGAAAGAAUGAAUGGGGCCAUGUAUCGUGAGAUUUUGAGUGAAAACCUCCUUCCAUCAGCAAGGGCAUUGAAGAUGAAACGUGGCUGGGUCUUUCAGCAUGACAAUGAUCCCAAACACACCGCCCGGGCAACGAAGGAGUGGCUUCGUAAGAAGCAUUUCAAGGUCCUGGAGUGGCCUAGCCAGUCUCCAGGUCUCAACCCCAUAGAAAAUCUUUGGAGGGAGUUGAAAGUCUGUGUUGCCCAGCGACAGCCCCAAAACAUCAUUGCUCUAGAGGAGAUCUGCAUGGAGGAAUGGGCCAAAAUACCAGCAACAGUGUGUGAAAACCUUGUGAAGACUAACAGAAAACGUUUGACCUGUGUCAUUGCCAACAAAGGGUAUAUAACAAAGUAUUGAGAAACUUUUGUUAUUGACCAAAUACUUAUUUUCCACCAUAAUUUGCAAAUAAAUUCAUAAAAAAUCCUACAAUGUGAUUUUCUGGAUUUCUUUUCCUCAUUUUGUCUGUAUGACGAUACCAGCCCUAAUUGCAGGACUAUUCAUAUUAAUUUGAACUCUUUAAAGGGGCAGUGCACUUAAAAACGUGACUUUCCAAUUGUUUUGAUGAUACACUAUGAGGUCGAAAAAUAACACAGACAUUUUGAAAAUGAUGAUAAUGCCCUUUUUGUGCAAGAGUUUUUCAGCCUUUUCAGGUAGGAUGAAACUUUUGGCCCACAUCAUGACAUCAUUGUGAUCGGAUUAUAAUAGACCAAUGACUGUUCAUCUGGGUAAGGGGGUGGGCUCUAUACAUCAUAUCAGCCAAUCAGGGUUUUGUAUGUAAAUACAUUCAAAUUUGAUUCCUAACGCUCACAUAAUUAGACUGAGCAUUUCAAGGGCCACAGGAGGCUCAGGGAAAUAAAUGAUAAAAAAUAUGUCUUGAAGUUAUUUUCAUUAAAUAAACACACACACUGAUUUGACAUACAGUGAUGAUUUAAAAAUACAAUAACAAAGACUGCAUGGGGGCUUUAACAUGUUGAAAAAUAUUAUUCUCAUGUUGUUUUGUCCUGCAGGUAUGUCAAAUGCUACCUUCUCCCUGACAAGUCUCGCACGGGCAAAAAGAAAACCAGCAUCAAACGUAACACAGUGGACCCUACCUACAAUGAGACCCUAAAGGUGAUGGCCUCUCUGGAACUGCAGUAGAAUUAGAUGGACACUGAUGAACCUGAGCUGUGGACACAUCCCUUAUAACUCGUCUGGCUCAAUUGCUGGUCGUUAAGUCGAUAAUGCCUCCACCUUCACUAAUCAAAUCAUAUUUUAUUUGUCACAUGCGCCGAAUUUAACAGGAAUUUACCGUGAAAUGCUUACGUACAAGCCCUUAACCAACAAUGCAGUUCAAGAAAGAGUGAAGAAACAUUUUACAAAAAAUGUAAUAAAAUCAAAAAGUAACACAAGAAAAUUACAUAACAAUAACGAGGCUAUAUACUGGGGGUACUGGUACCGAGUCAAUGUGUUGGGGUACAGGUUAAUCGAGGUCAUUUGUAAAGUGACUAUGCAUACAGUGAGGGAAAAAAGUAUUUGACCCCCUGCUGAUUUUGUACGUUUGCCCACUGACAAAGAAAUUGAUCAGUCUAUAAUUUUAAUGGUAGGUUUAUUUGAACAGUGAGAGACAGAAUAACAAGAAAUAAAUCCAGGAAAACGCAUGUCAAAAAUGUUAUAAAUUGAUUUGCAUUUUAAUGAGGGAAAUAAGUAUUUGACCCCCUCUCAAUCAGAAAGAUUUCUGGCUCUCAGGUGUCUUUUAUACAGGUAACGAGCAGAGAUUAGGAGCACACUCUUAAAGGGAGUUCUCCUAAUCUCAGCUUGUUACCUGUAUAAAAGACACCUGUCCACAGAAGCAAUCAAUCAAUCAAAUUCCAAACUCUCCAUCAUGGCCAAGACCAAAGAGCUCUCCAAGGAUGUCAGGGACAAGAUUGUAGACCUACACAAGGCUGGAAUGGGCUACAAGACCAUCGCCAAGCAGCUUGGUGAGAAGGUGACAACAGUUGGUGCGAUUAUUCGCAAAUGGAAGAAACACAAAAGCACUGUCAAUCUCCCUCGGCCUGGGGCUCCAUGCAAGAUCUCACCUCGUGGAGUUGCAAUGAUCAUGAGAACGGUGAGGAAUCAGCCCAGAACUACACAGGAGGAUCUUGUCAAUGAUCUCAAGGCAGCUGGGACCAUAGUCACCAAGAAAAUAAUUGGCAACACACUACGCCGUGAAGGACUGAAAUCCUGCAGCGCCCGCAAGGUCCCCCUGCUCAAGAAAGCACAUAUACAGGCCCGUCUGAAGUUUGCCAAUGAACAUCUGAAUGAUUCAGAGGAGAACUGGGUGAAAGUGUUGUGGUCAGAUGAGACCAAAAUCAAGCUCUUUGGCAUCAACUCAACUCGCCGUGUUUGGAGGAGGAGGAAUGCUGCCUAUGACCCCAAGAACACCAUCCCCACCGUCAAACAUGGAGGUGGAAACAUUAUGCUUUGGGGGUGUUUUUCUGCUAAGGGGACAGGACAACUUCACCGCAUCAAAGGGACGAUGGACGGGGCCAUGUACCGUCAAAUCUUGGGUGAGAACCUCCUUCCCUCAGCCAGGGCAUUGAAAAUGGGUCGUGGAUGGGUAUUCCAGCAUGACAAUGACCCAAAACACACGGCCAAGGCAGCAAAGGAGUGGCUCAAGAAGAAGCACAUUAAGGUCCUGGAGUGGCCUAGCCAGUCUCCAGACCUUAAUCCCAUAGAAAAUCUGUGGAGGGAGCUGAAUGUUCGAGUUGCCAAACGUCAGGCUCGAAACCUUAAUGACUUGGAGAAGAUCUGCAAAGAGGAGUGGGACAAAAUCCCUCCUGAGAUGUGUGCAAACCUGGUGGCCAACUACAAGAAAUGUCUGACCUCUGUGAUUGCCAACAAGGGUUUUGCCACCAAGUAGUAAGUCAUGUUUUGCAGAGGGGUCAAAUACUUAUUUCCCUCAUUAAAAUGCAAAUCAAUUCAUAACAUUUUUGACAUGCGUUUUUCUGGAUUUUGUUGUUGUUAUUCUGUCUCUCACUGUUCAAAUAAACCUACCAUUUAAAAUUAUAGACUGAUGAUGUCUUUGUCAGUGGGCAAACGUACAAAAUCAGCAGGGGAUCAAAUAUUUUUUUCCCUCACUGUAGAUAAUAAACAGUGAGUAGCAGCAGUGUAAAAACAAAGAGGGGGAGGGGGGGGGGGGGGGUCAAUGUAAAGCAGUGUAAAAACAAGGGGGGGGGGGGGGGGUCAAUGUAAAUAGUCCAGGUGGCCAUUUGUUUAAUUGUUCAGCAGUCUUAUGGCUUGGGGGUAGAAGCUGUUAAAGAGCUUUUUGGUCCUAUACUUGGCGCUCCGGUACAGCUUGCCGUGCGGUAGCAGAGAGAACACUCUAUGACUUGGGUGACUGGAGUCUUUGACAACUUUAUGGGCCUUCCUUUGACACCGCCUAGUAUAUAGGUCCUGGAUGUCAGGAAGCUUGGCCCCAGUGAUAUACUGGGCCGUCCGCACUACCCUCUGUAACGCCUUACGGUCAGAUGCCGAGCAGUUGCCAUACCAGGCGGUGAUGCAACCGGUCAGGAUGCUCUCGAUGGUGCAGCUGUAGAACUUUUUGAGGAUCUGGGGACCCAGGCCAAAUCUUUUUUGGUGUGUUUGGACCAUGAUAGUUUGUUGGUGAUGUGGACACCAAGGAACUUGAAACUCUCGACCUGCUCCACUUCAGCCCCGUCGAUGUUAAUGGGGGCCUGUUCAGCCCUCCUUUUCCUAUAGUCCUAGGCAGUAAGAUUGAUGUUGACAUUCAAGAUAAAGAGAGUUUAUUGCUUUUAGUGAAAGACAAACAAAUAUUGAUUUUGUUGCUGCCCUUUUUUAAUUCACUGAGUAUACAGAACAGGUCACUUGGAUGUGAAGGCCAGAGAGGGUGGAAGGAGGAAAACUUUAAAGAUGUAGUUUCACGCAUCAGUGUCGGCAGGAUUUGAUGUUGACAUUGUCCUGCCACUCCCUCACACAUCCUCUCUUCUUUUCCCUUCUUCUCCUCCAGUUCUCCAUCAGUCGCUCCCAGGUGCUCACUCAUUCCCUCCAGCUCUCCGUCUGGCACCAUGACCGCUUGGGCCGUAAUGCCUUCCUGGGAGAGGUAGAGGUGCCUCUGGACUGCAGGGACCUCGACGGCCGACACGAGGAGUGUAUGGCACUCAUGGCAAAAGUAAGCCUGAGUAGUUGCUAUCAUCACUAGGGCUCAGAGUUGUUCCUGGUCAGGUUUCAUGGUCGGGACAAUCUCCAGGCCCUACACAUCAAUCAUUAAAUGUAUUUCUAAUCUACAGUAUACAGUACUAACCUGUGGGCUAGUGGUUUUACCUCAGCUGUUCUCCUCUUUAUAGGCAUCAGAAUUGCAGUCCUCUGCCUUCUCUCAGUACAAAGGAGAACUGGUGAUUUCCCUGAAAUACGUCUCGACUAAGAAACCACCCACUGAGAAGACUAAAGGUAGGAGUGUCAGUGUCGACGGAACAGAAAAGCUCAGUCAGCACUGUUUGUGUUUCAAAUUCCUACCAGUGGCUGUCUGACACCACUAUCUCCCCUAGGCAAGACUCUCUCUCUAGGCAACAAGUCAAAGACUGAGGAGGGAGGGGAGUUGCACGUCUUGAUCAAAGAGGCCAAGAACCUGACGGCAAUGAAAGCAGGGGACACGUCGGAUUCCUUUGUGAAAGGGUUAGCUUUUGGCAUGAAAUCACUUUAAUUCUUCACGUUCACUCUGAGAUGAUUCAUCAUUCUCACUCGGGAGAUGGUGCAACUCCCGCUCAUUUUAAGAAAAAUACAUACUUUAUUGAUUACUAGAAUUAGAAACAUUGUUCAGCCACCUAGCCUUCAUCAAAAUGUAAUCCUUUUCACUCAUGAUUAUUUUACCCUAGAUACUUGUUGCCAUCGAAGGCCAAGUCCACUAAGAGGAAGACUCCGGUGGUGAAGAAGACUCUGAACCCUCACUACGACCACACAUUUGUGUACAAAGACCUGACCCUGGACCAGCUGAGUAAGAUGUGUGUGGAGCUGACCGUGUGGGACCGGGAGGCCAUGUCCAGUAAUGACUUCCUGGGUGGGGUUCGACUCAGCACAGGCACAGGUAAUGACACAACACCUUGUUGAUUUAUGGAGGGGAAGUGUUAUGGUAGGGAAGUAUCCAUCGGCAGUAUUGCCUCGACCGUUAUAAAUGUUUGAUUCAGUAUUUAUCAUUAAGUUGUAGGUCACCUAUUUUGCCGAUGUUAAAGUUGGUAGUGAAGAGAAACUACCUCAGAGGUCAAACGUCUAAGAGGGAAAGGAACGGGAAAGGGGGAUACCUAGUCAGUUGUACAACUGAAUGCAUUCAACUGAAAUGUAUCUUCUGCAUUUAACCCAACCCCUCUGAAUCAGAGAGGUGUGGGGGGCUGCCUUAAUCGACAUCCACAUCAUCGGCGCCCAGGGAACAGUGGGUUAACUGCCCUGCUCAGGGGCAGAACGACAGAUUUUUAACUUGUCUGCUCGGGGAUUUGAUCCAGCAACCUUUCGGUUACUGGCCCAACGCUGCUAACCGCCAGGCUACCUGGCAGUCGGCCUAUUGUUAAAAUCGCUUCAAAAGCAGUGAAAUCAAAAUCUGUGAAAUCCCCAAUCUCCCACUCUGCUUAGGGCUCCUGUGUUGUGUGGACAGGUCAGACCUACUUUAGUUCACUGCAUUUCUGGUGCCCUACUUUUCAGUCACACUGAAGGUUGGCAAGGAGGAAGUGGAGGCGGACUCAACAGGGGAGGAGGCGUCUCUGUGGCAGAAGAUGAUGCAAUACCCUGACUCGUGGGCAGAGGGCACUCUUCCAUUACGCUCCUCUAUGGGCAAGAACAAGAGCAAGUGAGGACUCCACCUCGUAACCUGAGAGAAGAGAUAUGGACAAAGGGCGAUCCCUCAACUUUUUAUCACCAUUACUAUCUGUAACCAAAAGACUGCUGUCACAGCUGUGUCUAACUGCAAGCACACCAAAAAAAGUGCUUUUGAAAGCAUAUUGAGGAAAUUCAUCUGAGGUUUUCAGGUUUUUGCUAGCAGAGAGGUAUCAUUUCAUAUUUUUGAAUGCAAGGUUGUGUGUUUAAUCAUGCAAAUGCUUUUAAAAAUAAACAGCACUAACCACUUUUGAUAUAAUUCAACAACUCAAUGUUUAAUUUACAUUUAUCAGUUUCAGGCUGAAUCUCUGU
This is a messenger RNA of Coregonus sp. 'balchen', 11117 nucleotides long. NCBI's taxonomy places the organism in Eukaryota, Metazoa, Chordata, Actinopteri, Salmoniformes, Salmonidae. The record is from the annotation of a GenBank genome assembly.